CAUCGCCACUGAGCCCCAGUUGCGCUAGCAAGCUAGCACUCGCACUCGCAUUCGCACCUAGACACCAACUCACCACCACCUCGACCAUGGACGACAUAGGCGUUCAAGUGGUCAAUGUCGUCGGGAGCUUCAUGCUCGCCGCCGCGCUCCAGGCCGCCGGCGUCCCUGCCCCCUUCCUGACUCUCGUGAUCGGGAGCUAUCAGGUCGUGCCGUCCAUCACCUACACUACCCAGCAACUCGGCGACGUCGCCGUCCUCAGCAUCCUCAACUCUACCUACACCACUACUGCCACACCGACCAUCCCGCUUGCCGCCGUCAACACCACCAACUUCACGGCCCUUGCUCAAAAGCUCCCCGCAUCGUCCAUCAACCUCGACUUCUUCAUCAUCGAGCGCUUCUUCGACAAGUCCGCGCUCGAAACUGCCAUUUUGCGAAAGCAGCAGAGCCGGCUCUCGAAGCUAGUGGCCCAGGAGGCGCGCGCUGCGUGGAGCGUCGUCGAGGAUUCCACCUCCACCGUUCCGAGCACACCCGCCGCCCUUCAGGCCCUUCCCAUCGGCGCCGCCGAGCUCAUCCUGCUCGUCAUCUCGGUUAUUGUUAUUGCCUCCGCCGUCGUCUACGUCCGCCUAUCUCGCCGCGAAAGUGGGCGCGCGAACGCCGACGAGCCCCAGAAUGGGCUCGCCACUCGCCACUCGAACGCGGAGGUUGAGAUUGAUUGCGGCGCCCCGCCGGCAGUGCCGACAUCCACCGUCGAUGAUGAGCGCGUCCUCGACGACGUCGCCUCUUCCCACGUCGAGCGUGACGGUGGGCUCGAGACUUCCCCUCAACCUGAUCAACCGCCACAAAUCGCCUCCGCCGUCGAAGACCUCCGAUCCGUGACUGAACGUACUCCUCAACCUAUCCCUGAAGUUGCCUCCUUCGACGACGACACGAACCCUUCCAACCAGCCCGACAGUUCUUCCCCCUCCCGCACUGCCUCCCCGACGCCUGUCGACAAGUACGUCCUGCAACCGCUGACUUUUGAUACGCUCAUGCUAACGAAUAUGCAGCGAGUCUACCGGCGAUAACUAUGACGAGGUCACCCUCGAAGACACCUUUAUCUCCUCCCCUACCCCGCAAGAUCUCCCCUCCCCUCUCGAUGCCGUCAACGGAUCAGUCACCUCUGACGAGCGUGUACUCUCGGACGACG
Schizophyllum commune H4-8 is the source of this 1186-nucleotide messenger RNA. RefSeq lists its product as uncharacterized. The record is from RefSeq and is a predicted model, not a curated record. Bases 87 to 1064 code for a protein of 325 amino acids. The transcript is spliced from 5 exons. Lineage: Eukaryota; Fungi; Basidiomycota; Agaricomycetes; Agaricales; Schizophyllaceae.